AUGCAGUUAACCCAAUCAGAGACGUUGCUCCACGUGCACUGCCACUGCAGCCCCCACGUAGUCGGCAGUUGCGCCACAACGCAGUUGUCGAGAGACAUGCCGCGGCCUCCAGCCUGCUCGGGGAAACGAGUAGUAGUAUGUCCCGGGAUUGUCGUGACAUACGAGACUGGCGUCAUUGUGGAUGUGAACGUGCCCUUCGAAAACGACUUCGAGGCACUCAAGAAUGCGAGGCUCGGGAAAAUCGCACCAGCUCCUCGCAGACGCGAUGCUUGGGAACGGUUAAAUUGUGCAUAUAGACGGCUCGUCGCCAUGGGUACCUGGCACCAGUAUAACAAGAAUGUAAACAUG
This is a messenger RNA of Heterotrigona itama, 348 nucleotides long. Lineage: Eukaryota; Metazoa; Arthropoda; Insecta; Hymenoptera; Apidae. The record is from the annotation of a GenBank genome assembly.